AUGAGCCCCAAACACUUCACAGAAGAUUUGGUUGCAUUUGGUUGUGAUCACAGACAGUUCUCAGUUCAGGGCCAUGAGCCAUUUUUUCCUAUACUAAUGCUAUUUUCUUUUCAAAGAUUCCCAGGUUAUACUGAAACACAAAAUAUCACAUGUGUCGCAGAAUUCCAUCUCAUGGGCUUCUCAGAGAUGACAGAACUGCAGCCCUUCCUCUUUGGGCUGUUCCUGUCCAUGUACCUGGUCACAGUGCUCGGGAACCUACUCAUCAUCCUGGCUGUCGCCUCAGACUCCCACCUGCACACCCCCAUGUACUUCUUCCUCUGCAACCUGUCCUUGGCUGACGUGGGUUUCACCUCCACCACGGUUCCCAAGAUGAUUGUGGACAUCCACACUCACAGCACAGCCAUCUCCUAUGUGGGCUGCCUGACACAGAUGUCUCUCUCUAUUAUCUGUGGAUGCAUGGAUGCUUUGCUUCUGACCGUGAUGGCCUAUGACCGGUUUGUUGCCAUUUGUCACCCCCUGCAUUACCAGGCCAUCAUGAAUCCUGGCCGCUGUGGCUUCUUAGUUUUGGUGUCCUUUGGGGGCAGCCUUUUGUAUUCCCUGCUGCAGAACUUGAUGGUCUUAAGGAAUUCCUGCUUCAAGAAAGUGGAAAUUUCUAAUUUCUUCUGUGAGCCUACUCAGCUUCUCAGUCUCACUUCCUCUGACUCCUUCACCAAUGAUGUAUUCACAUAUCUUGUGGGCAUCAUCUAUGGUUUUCUCCCUAUCACAGGGAUCCUCCUCUCUUACUAUAAAGUUGUGUCCUCCAUUCUGAGAAUCCCCUCAGCAGAUGGGAAGUACAAAGCCUUCUCUACCUGUGGCUCUCACGUGUCAGUCGUUUGCUUGUUUUAUGGAACAGGUCUUGGGGUCUAUCUCAGUUCAACUUUCUCACUUUCUCCGGGGCAGGGUGCCUGGGCUUCAGUGGUGUACACUCUGGUCACCCCCAUGCUCAACCCCUUUAUCUACAGCCUGAGGAACAGGGACUUGAAGAGAGCCAUACAGAAGCUCCUCAGCAACACAGCCUAA
Messenger RNA from Lepus europaeus (European hare), 1059 nucleotides. RefSeq names its product olfactory receptor 7E178-like. Gene Ontology annotation, molecular function: olfactory receptor activity; G protein-coupled receptor activity. NCBI's taxonomy places the organism in Eukaryota, Metazoa, Chordata, Mammalia, Lagomorpha, Leporidae. The transcript is spliced from 3 exons. Gene Ontology annotation, biological process: G protein-coupled receptor signaling pathway. The record is from RefSeq and is a predicted model, not a curated record. Gene Ontology annotation, cellular component: membrane. The coding region runs from base 1 to 1059 and encodes 352 amino acids.